AUGAAGUUGUUGAAGUUAUCGGAGAUUUCCAUCAGAAAAUGUGUACGACAUUCCAAUCAGAUGACCGAUGUAGGAACUAUACCGUAUCAUCUCGUAAGGCCCAUUUUGAUGAAGUUGAAUAGCAAACAAUUAAGAUUGAUUGAAACUAAUAGUCCUCAUCUCAAACCUAACACAGAUGAAUUAUGGAAAACUUUAAUCAUGAAGGAUUUCCCUUCCAGACCAAAUCGUCCUUUGAUUAUUACAUCGUCUCCCAUGCCUAAUAAGGAAUUAUAUGAUCUAUACGAAAACGAACAGGAGAACUUCAGAAAGGAUUCCACUGAACGUUUAAAAAGAAUGACACAAAAGCUAAAGACAGAAAAAGAAGAGAAUAGCGUUAUAGAAGUGGAGCAAAUAUUGAGAGACCCCGUAGUCAAGGGGUAUAGAGGACCAAGGAAUAGUAUUUUGAAUAAGGCAAGGAAAGAGUUGAUGGGAAGAUCUUUGAUGUUUCCAGGAAAGAAGAGAGACACUCUGAUGAUAAGACCGAUAAGAGAAAGGCGACCUCAACAAACCCCAGUCGUAGGUGGAAGGUUCUCAAGACCCACGACAUCGCCUCAAGUUCAUAAGGUUGUGAAGCCUGCGAUAACGAGACCUGUAGUCAACAAACCUGUGAUUACCAAUCCGGUAGCUACCAUUAACGAACCCACAAUCAAACCAACAGUCAAAUCCACAGUUAAGCCCACAGUCAAACCCACAGUCAACCAACCACAAGAAAUAGAUAGAGAGAAAAUAGAUCGGAUGAAAAAGAAGAAACCUUCUAUAUUUAUGACUUCACCUCGAAAGAGGGUCAAACCAGUUGCUCCUCCACCUAAGAAACGACCUGCCGAACCUACAGAGACUCCUAUCAAACGAAUAAAAUCCCUGGUUUUUAAUUAA
Molecule: messenger RNA, 912 nt
Organism: Yamadazyma jaroonii
Lineage: Eukaryota; Fungi; Ascomycota; Pichiomycetes; Serinales; Debaryomycetaceae
Source: the annotation of a GenBank genome assembly